UGCGCGCUACUGAGGCGCGCCACACCACUCCAAUACUCAAGUGCUUUUGCAAUGUCACGUGACCAGCAGUGACGCGAAACAUGGCGGAGGCUGGGGAUAGUGUCGGUCGGUCUGAAGACGAAAAUGUGCCAACUUACGAGAAUGUUGACGUGAACAGCAAAAUAUUUCGUGUGGGCACCUUCGGGCGCCUGUGGACCGAGAAGCUGCGGCCGUCCGACUUCUCUUUCCAGGACGGCGACGAGGAAGCGGAGGAUGCCGCCUUUUCGCUGGACAUGGGAAUCACCCCGCAGACAUUGAGGGAGAUCAAGGAGAUCUGCAGCCCCGAUACAUUAAAAUCUGGUACUGAGACCGUGCAAACCGAAAUUGUGCCGGCCGAGCCGAUCCUGCGGACCUUACGACUGCGGAAAAGGAGACAGGAUUACCAAGAAACCCUUCAGAGAGAUUUUAGUGACCGACAAAACAUUCAUGCUAGUGAAUUGGAGGGCUUAGCAGCCGGGAAGAAACCCAUGGAUCCUAAAUACCUGGUCCCAGAGGGCGAGAUCAUCCUCAGUGUCAACGUUCUGUACCCUGCAAUAUUCCAGAGGUUCCGUUUCACGAGGCAGCACCAGACUCUGCGAGUCCUGGGUUCGCAGAAGCUGACGCAGCUGCGAGACGCCAUCUGCUGUGUCAGCGACCUGCAAGUGAACGGGGAGUUCGGCAACACGCCCGACAUGGUGCCCGAGUUUAUCAGCAAGGAUCUCUACAAGUCGGCUUUCUUUUUCUUCGAAGGGGUGUUUUACAAUGACUUCCGGUACCCAGAGUGCAUUGACUUAAGCAAGACCAUUGUGGACUGGACAAAGACUCAUGACUUCCCACCCUUCCAGUCCAGGAAGAUGGAAGAGACGUUGUUCAGUGACCUUAGGCUGAAGGUUGGCUACCCAUACCAGUACUGCCACCAGGGGGACUGUGAACACGUUGUGCUUAUUACAGACAUACGGAUAGCCCACCAGGAUGACUGCCUGGACAUGAAUCUGUAUCCCCUCCUUGCCUACAAGCACAGGGUUAAGACCCGGAAAUGCUCAGUCUGUCAUAUGUAUAUCAGCAGAUGGAUAACCACCAAUGACAGCCUGGCCCCUAUGGACCCCUGUCUCUUCUGCGAGCAGUGUUUCCGCAUGCUACACUACGACAAGCAGGGCAACAAGCUCUGUGACUUCCUGGCUUACCCCUACGUGGACCCAGGGGCCUUCAACUGACCCCUGUCCUUGGAGAACAGGGACACCAUUUACUGCCAUGCAGUAUGUUCUUACAAGAAGAGACAUUGAUGUACAAUGCAAAUAGGUGUAAUUUUGGUUAAAACUUCAAAUCAAUAAAAUUGUGUUGUUUGGGAUUACUCUA
This is a messenger RNA of Paramormyrops kingsleyae, 1374 nucleotides long. RefSeq names its product small nuclear RNA activating complex, polypeptide 3 (gene snapc3). Gene Ontology annotation, molecular function: RNA polymerase II cis-regulatory region sequence-specific DNA binding; core promoter sequence-specific DNA binding; RNA polymerase III type 3 promoter sequence-specific DNA binding. Gene Ontology annotation, cellular component: snRNA-activating protein complex. The record is from RefSeq and is a predicted model, not a curated record. NCBI's taxonomy places the organism in Eukaryota, Metazoa, Chordata, Actinopteri, Osteoglossiformes, Mormyridae. Gene Ontology annotation, biological process: snRNA transcription by RNA polymerase II; snRNA transcription by RNA polymerase III.